Molecule: messenger RNA, 1032 nt
Organism: Syngnathoides biaculeatus (alligator pipefish)
Lineage: Eukaryota; Metazoa; Chordata; Actinopteri; Syngnathiformes; Syngnathidae
Product: C-C chemokine receptor type 3-like
Exons: 2
Coding region: 1-1032 (343 amino acids)
Biological process (GO): G protein-coupled receptor signaling pathway; immune response; chemotaxis
Cellular component (GO): membrane
Molecular function (GO): chemokine receptor activity
Source: RefSeq, a predicted model, not a curated record
AUGGAAAUGACAACAUAUGAUUAUGACUACGAUAAUUACAGUGAUGAUCCAGCCACCCUUGUUGCGCCGUGUAAUCGGGAUGUUGACAGCUACGUGGGAGCUCAGCUGUCCGUCCUGUACUACUUCAUGUUUCUCUUCAGCCUCUCUGGAAAUGCGCUCGUUCUGACCAUCAUCUAUCGGUUUGAGAAGAUGACCACUGUUACCAACAUCUUGCUGCUGAAUCUGGUGAUGUCCUCACUGAUCUUCAUGAGCAGCCUUCCAUUUCUGGGAGUCUACGUGCAGCUCUCCAACUGGAUAUUUGGCAAAGUUAUGUGCAAGCUAGUCGGCACCGUCUACUAUCUGGGUUUCUACAGUUCUGUCCUCUUUCUUGCCCUUUUGAGCUUCGACCGCCACCUCGCUGUUGUUUACUCCCUGGGGACAUCUCGAAUAAGGAACCAAAGCUACGCUUUUGUCUCCUGCUUUAUGGUUUGGUUGAUCAGCAGUCUGGCGUGUAUCAAACCUAUAAUUCUCCACACUACUUUUAUUAAUUACAUUAACAACAACACACACUGUCAAGAAUAUCCUGGAGACUACCCUUCCAUAGAUGUGUCUCAGUUAAGAAUUUCUGGGUUUUACUUACAGCUUCUACUUUUCUUUCUUUUCCCCCUGGCAAUUAUUGUUUACUCCUACAUUAGAAUUGCCAUCACUGUCAUGUCUUCUAAGCUGGUGACAAAGUUCAAGACGGUGAAGCUGGUAUUCAUCAUCGCGCUGCUUUUUUUUAUUUGCUGGACUCCGUUCAACAUCGUACUCCUGAUACAUAAUGGAUCGGAAAAUUGCGAGCAAGCGCAGAGGCGCAGCUACGCCCUGCACAUAACACGGAACUUUGCUUACAUCUAUUUUUGCAUCAGCCCCAUUUUUUACACAUUUGUCGGGAAAAAGUUCCAGCGUUACUUUCGACAGAUGAUAAUGAAACGCUUCCCACGGUUGAAGAAAUAUUACAGAAGCUCACAAUACAGCCAAAGCAACACCUCCACUAAAAGUACACCUUACUAG